AUGGUUUUAAAAUAUUGUGAUAGUGGAAAUUUUAGAAAUUACUAUCUGAAUAAUGAACCAGCUUAUUAUUUAAAACUUAAUAAUUUAAAGGAAAUUGUAAGAGGACUUCUAGAUAUUCAUAAUGCUGGAAAGGUUCAUAAAGAUUUUCAUUCAGGUAAUAUAUUAUAUAGUUCUGUUGGUUAUCCAUUGAUAAGUGAUUUAGGAAUGUGCCAAUCAGCAAAUAAUGAAAAGAAAUUAGUUAAACAAGAAGGAAUUUAUGGAGUAUUACCUUAUAUGGCACCAGAAGUUUUACGUGGAUAUCAAUAUACAAAAGCAUCUGAUAUUUAUUCAUUUGGAAUAAUGAUGAAUGAAUAUAUAUCUGAAGAAACUCCUUAUAAUAAUAUUCCUCAUGAUUAUGCUUUGUCUAUUAAAAUAUGUAAAGGACUUAGACCAAUUAUUUUUAAAUAUACACCAAAAUUACUUGCAGAUUUGAUCACUAAAUGUUGGGAUGCUAAAGCAGAAAAUAGACCAACUGCUAAAGAAUUGUAUCAAAUAUUAAAUAAAUGGGAUAAUUAUGGAUAUGAUGAUAGUGAUACUAAAUCUCAAGUAAAUGAAUAUGAUGAUAAAAUCAAAUUAAACAGAACAAAUGAAAAAAGAUCUAAUAACAUUCAAACACAUCCACAAGCAAUAUAUACUAGUAGACUUUUAAAUUUUAAAAAUCUUCCAGAACCAGUAAAUUCAGAUGCAAUUCAAUCAACAUUAUUUUCAGAAGGUUUUGAUUGCCAAUUAGAUGAAUCAGAUCUUAAUGAAAUGAAUCAAGAUGAUGAAAAUAAUAUUGAAUGAAGUUUUCUUUUGAAUCAGAGAAAUUAGUUUAA
Rhizophagus irregularis DAOM 181602=DAOM 197198 is the source of this 854-nucleotide messenger RNA. RefSeq lists its product as uncharacterized. The record is from RefSeq and is a predicted model, not a curated record. NCBI's taxonomy places the organism in Eukaryota, Fungi, Glomeromycota, Glomeromycetes, Glomerales, Glomeraceae.